CAGCGCCGCCUCAGUAAAACUUUGACCGUGGACGUAAACGUUUCGGCACCGAUCAGGCUGAUUUUAGAUUGAGUGGCGAGAGGCGCAAAGAAGUUUCGUCCUGGGACGCAGCCGCGUACGCGCGUAAAAGUGUGUAUGCAUCGUGAGCCGCGCAAAGAGCGAAAAGGUGCCAGAUAUGUUUCCUCGCGGCCACUGCGGGAAACCCCGAGCGGCGAAAAUGUUAAGGAAAUAAUCGUGUCGCGCAAGUGUCUCUCGCUGGCAGAGAAGACAGGCCGUGUGGCUCGAGGUUUCCUUCUUAUCCUCUCUCUUUCACACCUUGCAACCCCCUUCCCUCUCCUUCUCGCCUUUGUGUCCCCUUCCUGCGUCCCGCCACUCCUCUCUGGGUCCGUUGGUCGCACCGGGACGACGUUUACCGUGCGUCACGGGAAACGGCAUUGGGAGGAGACAGAAGGUGACAGUCCUCCCGCGGAAUUUAUGGUGCGCACGGGAGAAACGGUGAAGUGAGUGGUGUCACAGUGAAGUGAGUGUGACGGCACUGAGUGCCCAGACCGGUGAACAAUCCGCGGUGUUCCUGACAUACCGAUUUCGGCUAAUAUAGGCAGGAAGAGGGAAAAAAUGCCGGGCCUAAUCGCCGUCAGCGAGUUCGUCGAAGAGACGAGGGAGGAUUACAACUCGCCUACCACGUCCACCUUCGUCUCGCGAAUGCCACAAUGCAGACAGACCAUCACAUCCCUCGAGGAGACGCUGGACUUCGACAGGGAUGGCCUGACGAAGCUGAAGAAAGCGAUCAAAGCUAUUCACAACUCUGGAAACGCUCACGUCGACAACGAGGUGUACCUUGGAAGGGCGUUGGAAAGGCUCGGGGAUGCAGCGCUGAAAGAACAGGAACCGGAUAUCGGCGCUGCUUUCUUAAAGUUUGCGGUCGUCACGAAAGAAUUGAGUGCUUUAAUGAAGACGCUGAUGCAGAAUAUUAAUAACAUCGUGAUGUUCCCCCUGGACUCGGUGCUGAAGGGGGACCUGAGAGGUGUGAAAGGUGACUUGAAGAGACCGUUCGAGAAGGCAUGGAAGGACUACGAGGCGAAAUACGCGAAAAUCGAGAAGGAGAAGAAACAGCACGCGAAAGAGGCUGGCCUCAUUCGGACGGAAGUGACGCCGGCCGAGAUCGCCGACGAGAUGGAGAAGGAGAGACGAUUGUUUCAAUUGCAAAUGUGCGAGUAUCUCAUCAAGGUGAACGAAAUCAAAACGAAGAAGGGGAUCGAACUACUUCAGCAUCUAGUCGAAUAUUACCACGCGCAAACCAAUUAUUUUCAAGAUGGCCUAAAGACUAUCGAACACUUCGGUUCCUACGUGGCGGACCUGAGCGUGAAGUUACAAAAGAUCAGACAGACGCAGGACGAAGAGAGAAGGCGGUUAACGGAAUUGAGGAAUCUCCUGAGGAGCUCCGGUUGCGACAAAGAAUUGAACGUGAACGCGAAUGCAGGAUAUUCGCUUCAUCAGCUGCAAGGGGACAAGCAACACGGUGUCACGCGGUCCGGACACCUUUUGAAGAAGAGCGAGGGAAAAAUGAGGAGGGUGUGGCAGAAGAGGAGGUGCGCCGUGCAAGCGGAGGGUUACCUCGAUAUUUGCCACGCGGACGAAAAUAAACCACCCACGCGGGUGAAUUUAUUAACCUGCCAAAUCAAGCUAGUGCCGGAUGACAAACGGGGAUUCGAUCUCAUUAGCUAUAACAGAACGUAUCAUUUUCAAGCAGAGGACGAGGCAGAUCAACGAGCAUGGAUGUCUGUCCUGGUCAACUGCAAGGAGCGUGCUUUACUUCGAGCAUUCGAUGCCAGUGGCAAAGCUGAGGCUGGUACUGGCAAUCCAAGUUUAGUCGAACUACAACAAGCUGUAAUCCGAUGCGUUAUGAGGUUACCAGGGAAUGACCAGUGCUGUGAUUGCUCUUCGCAAAAUGACGCAACAUGGCUGUCCACGAAUUUCGGAAUAAUCGUGUGUAUAGAAUGCAGUGGCAUUCAUCGGGACCUAGGAGUGCACAUAUCCAGAAUACAAUCCCUAACAUUGGAUAACGUGGGUACAGCUCAACUGCUUCUUGCACGGCAUAUGACUAACCAGGCAUUCAAUGAAGUCAUGGAAGCUACGUUACAUCAUAAUCAUAAGCCGACUCCAACAUCGACAAUGGAGGAAAGAUAUGAUUUUAUAAGAGCCAAAUAUGUAGACAAAAGAUACGUGAUGAAUACCUGCGCAGAUGAAAGAGAUCUUCUCUCUGACCUAGAGCAUGCUGUUAACAAUCGUGACCUGCAACAACUUCUGCAAGUCUAUGCUGAGAAUGUAGAUCUAGCAGCGCCAUUGCCUACUUCGGAUGUAGGCGAAACUGCUCUGCAUUUAGCCAUUUUACGUGAAAUGGGAAAUAGUUUACACAUUGUUGAUUUCCUAGUGCAAAAUAUGUCGACAGGUGGUAUAGACAGAACCACCGUAGAUGGAGAAACAGCGUUACAUUUGUGCGCGAGACACGACAGAGCGGAAGCAAUGAAGCUAUUGCUACGCGCAGGUGCUGACCCAACGCAUCGAAACAAACAAGAGAAAACACCAUUGGAUAUAGCACAGGAAAUGGGCCAUCAUACUUGCAAAGAACUGUUGAGUCACGCUCUACAGAGACAGAAAACAUUAUUCGACAACGUUAAUAUUGACUGGAAUCUCUCGCACGAUGAAGGUUCUACUGACUUCUCUGAUGAUGAGACGAUAAUAGAAGAUAGGAAUGGAUGUUUAACACCCGAGAAGAAAUCUCGUAGUAGACCGCCAUCUUAUGUAGGUGGUGGCGGCAGUGGUGGAGGUACCGGGUCAGGAGAUUCACCAGUGACACUCCGUAGUCGAAGUAGCACUUGUGAUAGCUUGCAAAGCGGUUCUUCGCCAAGUGCCUCGACGAAUAGACAACAAAUGCCUCCACCACCACCACCGCAAGCAAGGAAACCUGUUGCUGUACCCGCACCUAUGGCACCGGAUAUUUCAGUCAAUAUUCAUGGGUCUCUGAAGAAACGUGUUGCCCCGCCACCACCACCACCGGCUGGAAGUACAGGUGGUAUACCCUCCCCUCAUUAUGGUACACUACCUUCGUCCGCGUCCUUAGCAGCGUCAACGCAUAGCCGUACAACGAGUGAACCGAUCUUAGCUGGGCAUUCUUUACAUACUCUACCACAUGCGUUAAAUACAUUAAACAGUCAACACCAUAAAAGAUCGCCCAGUGGAGAUUCUUCAACGGGACAUGGUACGGACAAAGUAAACAGUUCAACCCUUCAACGGCCGAGAAAUCCCCCUCCGCCAGCGCCCUCUGGCAUCAAUUCAUCAAGAUUGAGUAACGGCCGCAGUAGCGAGUCAUUGAGUUCCAUGUGUUCGGACCAUGGUUUGGGUAAUCCCAUCCCCCCUCCACGUAAGCGAAGGGACCGGUCCAGACUAGAGAGCUACGCCGAGGAGCCUUCAUCUUUGCUCCCAAAUCUGAAUCUGCCAACUUCGUCGACUCUGAGCGGACUACGACGUUGUCGAGCUUUGUACGACUGUGAGGCCGACAACGAGGACGAGCUGUCCUUCCGGGAAGGCGAAGUCAUCAUAGUCACCAACGAGCAAACCGACGAUGAUAAUUGGAUGGAGGGCGCGUUAGAGCGAGCCCCGGAAAGAAGGGGAAUGUUCCCAAUCAGUUUCGUACAUAUGUUUCAAGAUUAACAUUCGGUAAGCCUGAACUCAUUGGCAAGUGUCUCCAGUACUGCCAGCACCGUGAGUGUCGCUAGCCUCGGCAGAAAAAGUUGGAUGCGAAAACCGAAGGAUUGAGCAUAUUGCUCACUUCCCGCGCAUGGAAAUCGCGUCCCCUAACACCUCCUUCUCCAAAAUCGUACUCCCAUAGGAAACCCGUAGGCCUCGAACUUUUAUAUACACAUCUAUCUUUCGUCUUGGACAUUUCUGAAACUCGGCUCUAUCGAAAAGACUUGAUUCAAUUGGAUUGCUGCCUUCCUAUUUCACUUGAAGUGCUAUUGUCCAUGAAUCGCUAUGUGCCCUUGUGCAACAGUGUCUUGGAUAGGAUGACAAUCAACUUGACACCUUCAUUAGGAAACGCACGAUUUGGUUCUUCUGGCUUUGUAUUCUGUCAUCCGAGUACACUGAACAGCAGUACUGCUCGCAGGUUUUAACACUAGAACUACCGAUCACUUAAACCGACUUUUAUAAAUUUCUUUAUAAAAACCAUAAGUAUGCGUUUACUAAGAUUUCAAUUGAGUUGUAUUUCAGUUUUGCUAUUACUGAAUUAGUUUCGUUAAUAAUUUUUUGUGGAAGUAUCUGUAUCUUUUCAGUCAUUGUAAAAAAAGAAAUCAGAAAUAAGUCAUUUUGACCCAUCUGGUAGUUCUAGUGUUAAAGCGUGAUCUGCUUCACAUUGUAAAGAAAGAUUAUUCAAAUUAUAUGUCAGGAAGGUAAAUUAAGGGUAUGCUAUUUCAUCCUUCAGAGGAAAUAUCCAAAUUUAACAACAUUACAUAUUGUAAUAUUUUGGUUCAUCCGGGCCAUUGAGAGGUGAAUUCCAUUACAUCAGCUUUACUUGAUUGAAGGUUAGGUUAUAAUUCUCAAUGUCACCGUCCUUAUUUAAAGAUGGCGCAACAGAAAUAUGGAUCUUCUACGGUAACAACGCUUAAGGCGUAUGUUACAAGCUCUUAUAAAAUAUUGAUUUACCCUAUCUUUCGCUCGCGAUAAUUGUUUAUCAUUAAAUUAACGGCGGCUUUUGCUCAUGUACCUAAAGGCCAGAGGAUGUUACAAAUUUACUAAAUCAGACGUAAGGUGAUAGGACUAAGAAAUAUGGUAAGAAACCUCUUGAAUGGCUUCGAGUUAACGGUUCAGUUUCAUGGAUCAACUUAAAUACGAACAAGUUUUUGAUGAGUUUAAUCCCGUCUGAAGACGUCAUGGUAACACGUUUAAAGUCACAAGAGCAGGAGAAGUGUGUCGAGCGAAUGGUUCGGCUGAAACUUUCGUAAUUGAAAGACUGGAAAGGGGACUAUUCGCGGUUUCAAGACCGAUGUUGAAAAAAAUGUGAUAUAAGAUAUAUUUCAGUAUAAAUCAUUAGUAUUACGAAUCGGGUUAAUGAACAAAUUCCACGUAAAGUGGCACUGUUGUACGUGCAUUGAUGGUCGGGCAAGCGAUGCAUGAUCGAAUCAGUCCAUUCGCCGUGAAUCACAGUAAUUCGUUUGUAACGACAAAAUAACAGCGGAUACUGGUUUAUCUAGCUGCAGGUGUCGAUUCUACUAGGUAGAAGAGAUGCUCGUCGUUCGGGAUAAAGAUUACAGUCGGCAAAUGUGCACAAUUCAGAAACAUCAAAAAAAGGAAGCGCGGGUGCGUGCGUGAGUGUGUAAAAUAGAAUGAAAGAGAAGGAGAGAAAAAGUCCAGCCUCUACUAUGUCGCAAGUCUUAAAGUAUCUGGCGCACACUUCUUUUUCAUACUGCCAAUUGUGAGUAUACACCAUACUCUAUACGGUCGCGUUCUAAGAAAACGAAAAUAAUCGAAAAUUCAUAGGGGAUUCUCGUCGUAACGGCACGUAAAUGACAUUUACACCGUAAAUCUAGGUUGUUUAAAAACAGGUCCUUAAUCUCGGCAAAGGACAGAAUGUGACAUUAAUAUUGCAUGACACCGAUAGUAUUAUUAGUAUACUCGAUGAAUA
This is a messenger RNA of Nomia melanderi (Alkali bee), 5680 nucleotides long. RefSeq names its product ArfGAP domain of ASAP (gene Asap). NCBI's taxonomy places the organism in Eukaryota, Metazoa, Arthropoda, Insecta, Hymenoptera, Halictidae. Gene Ontology annotation, molecular function: GTPase activator activity; protein binding. Gene Ontology annotation, biological process: positive regulation of GTPase activity. The record is from RefSeq and is a predicted model, not a curated record. Gene Ontology annotation, cellular component: cytoplasm.